AUGAAAAGCGAAUUAAGUAAAAAAGGCUACUCUGAUUUUAGAUUUUUAGGACAGGGAGUAUAGGGAUUAGUUUUGUUAGCAAAAGAUUCGAAAACUAACAUGAGGGUUGCCAUCAAAGGUGUUUAAGUUAGAGAUCCUCAAGGUAAUCUUGACGAAGAUCUUAACAAUCGAGUGAAACAAGAAGUAGAAAUUCUCAAAAAAUGUAGAGACUCUCCUUAUGUAGUCAGUCUUAUAGAUUAAUUUGAGGGAUAACAAUUUAGUUACUUAGUUCUAACUGAGUGUUAAGGAACUCUCACCUAAAUUUUAGAAAGAAACUAAAACAAAAGAUUGAAUGAAAUAUCAGCAAUCAAAUAUGCUAACGACAUUGCUCAAGGUCUCUACUAUAUUCACUCUAAGAGCUGCCUUGUUAAUGAUCUGAAAAUGGAUAAUAUCUUAAUUGACUAUCAUGGAAAUGCAGUUGUUUCUGAUUUUGGUUUGGCAGAUAACCUAAUAAACAAAUCUGGCUAUGCUAUGAAUCAAUAUAUGGGAAACUUCUUGUAUCAAGCACCAGAGUGUUUUGACCCAGCAGAUCCAUUCAUAGGUAAGGUUUAUCAUGAUGAAUAUUAAAAAUUAGGAUUCAGUGUGAGACAAUAGCCAAGCAACAGAGGAAUAGAUUUCAGUUUAGCAUAAAAUAAGCACAAACCAUUAAAAUAUGAUGGUGAAUUUUAAAAUUUUGUUUAUCACAAAUAGCUUAAAUAUAUUAUUGAUGGAUUAACUAAUUUUGUUCCAAAGAAUAGAAUGCCUAUUAAGGAGGCUUUAAUUAUUUUAAAGGGAAUUAUUUCUUUUGAAUUUUAGUUAGAUGAAAUGCUUAUUGAGACGAUAGAUGGAAACAUCCAACAGUUCACAAGUUCACUCAAAAAUUAAAUCGAGUUUGUUAAAGAUUUGUCAAAUAAGUUUUACCCAAUCAU
This is a messenger RNA of Tetrahymena thermophila SB210, 947 nucleotides long. Its product is annotated as kinase domain protein. The record is from RefSeq and is a predicted model, not a curated record. The transcript is spliced from 5 exons. NCBI's taxonomy places the organism in Eukaryota, Ciliophora, Oligohymenophorea, Hymenostomatida, Tetrahymenidae. Gene Ontology annotation, molecular function: ATP binding; protein kinase activity. Gene Ontology annotation, biological process: protein phosphorylation. The annotation marks the transcript as partial.